Messenger RNA from Cyphomyrmex costatus, 876 nucleotides. RefSeq names its product amelogenin-like. The transcript has 2 exons. The record is from RefSeq and is a predicted model, not a curated record. Lineage: Eukaryota; Metazoa; Arthropoda; Insecta; Hymenoptera; Formicidae. The coding region runs from base 1 to 876 and encodes 291 amino acids.
AUGGGCCAAUGCCGACUGAUCCGUGAUUGGCUCUGCCAUGAUGUUGUGAAACCGGAUGUGAGAGUGAAAGAAGCGAAUGUGAGACAGCUACCGCCGCUACCGCAGCUACAGCAGCUAUCGCAGCCUCAGCCGCAGCAGCCAUCGCAGCGCCGACAGCAGCAGCUAUCGCAGCCUCAGCCGCAGCAGCCAUCGCAGCCUAGACAGCAGCAGCCAUCGCAGCCUCAACAGCAGCAGCCAUCACAGCCUCAGCCGCCGCAGCCAUCGCAGCCAUCGCGGCCUCAGCAGCAGCGGCCAGCGCAGCAGAGAGGAGCCUCGCUGAUCCAGCGUCUACGCCAGCAGCUCCUGCGCCGCCGCCGACUACAAGCUGCGACUCCCAGGAUCCGACCAGUGGAGGCUACAGGAUUGCUCCGUCGCCCAUCGAGACGGCAACACCAGCUGGGCAACGCGCCGCAGUCUCCGCCCGGGUCGCCGACACUGCCGACGGCUCAGCAGAGACCAGAGUCGACCUCCGUGCGGAAGGUGACCCUCCAGCUUGCUGCCUGGAAGCUACACCGGCUGGACAUACCGCCGCCUGCCAGGACUAGGCCACCGAGGUACUGCCUACACCCAUGGGACCUGCGAGUGCGCCGGUACACCUCACCACGAUAUCUGCAGGCGCCUCCGCCAGCGAGACAGCCGGAGCCGUCCUCUGGAUCGAAGUGGGAGACCACUAACCAACCCGGAGACGAGAACGCAAACUACUGGGGCCCGGAAAAGAGGACCGCGACGCAGCCUGCGCUCACUUACUGCGAGCGAGUAAUUGAGAAGCGUCGUACCACCAAGUGGACUCAUACGCAGCCACUGCUCACCUACAAGGAGCGAAGUCCCUCUAAGUGA